AUGGAUCCAUCGCAGACGCGCCGCGUGGUCCUCCUGGUCGAUCUCCACCCGCUCCUCACAAUCCAAGAUCCCGCGCAGUACGCCGCCGCCGUCCUCGCCGCCGCCCGGAGACUCCUCGCCUUCCAUCCGCUCUCAGAUACCCUUUUUGCUUGCAAGCCCUUCUUCUCGUCUCUCUCCCCUCUCCUCUCUACCUCGUGGAUCCACCGCCUCUUCGGCAAGUCCGCGGCCUUUCUCUCCUUUGAUCGUCCUUCCGGGACUCUCAAGUCUCUCUCCCUUAUCCUCUCUUCUGUGUCGUCUAAUUCUUCGGCUUGUGAUGGUGACAUCAUUGGGCACCUCGGCUUGCCCCGUGCUUCCCUGAUGAGCGAAUCACUGUUCCAGCUUGCCUAUGACUGCACGUGGGAGCCUCGGGCGGACAGCUCGACAGGUAAGAAUGGGAUCUCUCCCGUUCGGUCGAAUAUGAUUGUGAUGUUCUCGCCUCUGCCGCAAUCCUUUAAGUGCUUGGCACAAUUUUUAGAAGUGAGCGUCGAUGACAAGAUUAUGUCGAACAUCAACGAGUUUCAAGCUAAAUUCAUUAGUAGUUUCUGUUCGGUGAAUGAGCUCUUUAUCUCCAGAGAUGUGCAUUUCACUUGGCUUCAUGUUGAUCUUGAUUCGGAGCAAUUUGUUGAAGCGCCGCAUAAACAGUUUAUUGAGAAAGGAAUUAGGGAUGUGGGCUGGAGUUUAUGCUCCACAGAUGCAGUCGCAUUGGGUGCAGUGUUCAUUCCUUUUGGACUGAUAUACCCUUACAUUGGGCAUCAAUUACCAUCAGAUUGUGUCGAUGCUCUCAGGCGUGGUCGGGCGGAGUUAAGUUUAGAAGUCUCAGAUGUUUGCGGGAAACCACUAGAAUGUAAAUGCUGCGAUCUAGAAGUCCUCAUUCCUGGCCUCCAAAUGGAAAUGGAAGGCAUUUUGGAUCUCUUUUCUCAAGAUUCUAGAGAUAUCGCACGAAUUCAGCUCAAAGACGUUCUGAGGGUCAAUGAUCAGUCAAAAGUCCAAUCCCAGAUGCAUCCUGCACUUCUACUUCGUGAAUUUCCGGGGGAAUCAAGAAUUGAAAAUUUCACUGAGGUUAUCCAUGAGAAGGCUGACAUGUUUUCCCCUGAUAAGGUACUUGAAUUGUUUAGUGAAGAUGGGGGUGCAGCUGUAGCAGGAAAGCCCAUCUGGCAGCUUCUGCUGGCGUUUCUUCAUAGAAGACGUUAUUGUGCUUUUGUAUCUGUUAACCGUGGCAAUGGGCACUCUCUUCUUGGAAUUAUGAUGCCCUUCACUGUCCACUCUGCUAUCAUGUACAUAGUGGACUAUUCAAAUGUUGAUAGUCGAACGCCGAAACUCAACGACUGGAUAAACCUUUUAAGUGUGCUUCCUCCUGAACCUGCAAGAGAUAAGAACCAUCGGAAAAAGAGAAAUAAGUUCCUAAGUAUGCUUCAUGAUCUCAGUUAUGAUUGUUUCCGUAAGCAUGUAUUCGGUCAGAACGGUGAUGAUAAUUUUGAAGUAGGAUUGGAGGAUUUAUAUUUUGAUAAUGGAUGCGAUAAUUCAAAGAAGCUUCGAUUUUUCCAGUGUUGGAUGAAACAGUUCAAGAAAUGUAACUAUUCCUUUUCGAAAGUCAGUGAUCCUGAGGUGUUUUCAGAUCCAAAAGAAGUAACAUCAGAAAGAUCAGCGAGCUCACAUCAUGAAACUACAGUCCUUGUUUCCCCUCUACCUUCCACGGAAGAGACUCAUCAGUUUGCGGAUAUGAAUGAGGAAUAUUCAUCAUAUGUGUCUCUUCAAAGUUUGGAAUCCUUUUCUGAAACUGUUUCCCAGAAGAUUGAGCGUAUUCUUAGUUCUGAGAAAGCGGACCUGAGUCUUUUAGCUGAACGUGUUGUCAAAUUAGCGGUCCACUAUUUCUUUGUUAAGUUUGGGGCCGACGGAAGUGAGGACCCAGUCUCUAUAGGAGACGACUGUACUGCAGUGGUUGCUGCUGAAGUAUCAAAGCUGCUUCUCAAGAGGCCUAAGGUUAUUGCUGCCAAAUACAGAAGUUCCAACGCUCCACCGCUACCGUCAUGGCCUGCUGUUCCUGAUGACGUAAAGAAAGUCAGAGAGUAUCCUUUAUUUGUAAAACAAGACUUUAAUUUUCUAUUCUUCUAUUAUUUCACCUUUUCAUUUUUCGGUUUUCUUGUACUGCUUAAUAUAUUCUAGACAUGAGUUGCAAAUUUUGUUUCGAAUGGAGAUACUCCAAUCAGAAGUCAGCUCAAGUAUAGACGAUAACGCCAAGCUGAAGUUUGUAAAGGAUAUCUGCUUACUCUUGGAAAACAUUGAAUUUAAUCUCCAAGGAAGUGUGUUUACCGGUGAGAGUCUUAUAGACUUUGCUGGAAGGACCAUAAAAGCCAGGUAAGCCUAAACCCUCCAUUCAAAUUCGUUGUCAAGGACUACAGCAGUUGCCCCCAUCUGCGUUCAUAAUGAUAUCCAGUACUCCUACCAUUCUUAAAAUUAACAUUGCAGGUGAAAACAAAAAACGUAGAAUAUUGUGUUAGAUCAAAACCAGGGUGCGGCCUCAAUAUCAGGAACCUUCAAACAGUUGAUGAAUCGUCAAAAGCGCCAUGCGAGCAAAUCGCAAGGUGGACUAUUUAGGAGAAACACUUAGGGCUCCAAUCAGCUUUAAAAGGCGGUUUGAACGAAUGGUCAAUUUGACAAAGAAAUAUGCUGGAUGUAAGCGUUUUAAGCAUGCGCGUGUAUGUAUAUUUAUGUAAAAGAUUGAACAAAAUAAACUAGAAAGUUUUUGAUUGAUAGAUAUAUAGUGGGUAUUUGGAUUUACUAUGUAAAAACUGUCACACAUUUUGUCUAGGGCCAAUAAUCUAUACCAAGGUUGCGUAGAUAAGCUAGAAGACCAAGGUUUCUAAGAUGGUAGUUCCCCUUCACACUGCGUGGAAUUCUCGUGCAAUCCUUUGCUUCUACCAAAUGGCAUACUUUGAUAGGAAGAAGUUUCAACAAUUUUAAACAAUAUGUAUCUGACUCGAAAGUAUUAGAAAUAUUCACAGCUCGUUGUUUGGAGGUAUAUAGCUUGGAUUGUUUAUCCUAUGUUAGUCUAAACUAUCUUACUAUCCGCUUGCAGGUAUGCAAAUUCUUUGGAACCCGUCGUUCACAGGAUUUUUGCGCAAAUGGAAUUCUUUUCGUUUGAAGGGGGGGAAGGAGAAGACUCUGUUUCCCUACCCAACAGCAACAGUGGUGAACAACAUCGGGACAGCGAGGGUGACGCCAUCCACAGAGACGGGGGCGGAACCACUGGAAAUCCCUCCCCCCGUCGCACAAUCUCGACGGACAACUCAUCCCAGUCGCAUGAAAACUGCGGAAACACCGCGCCAGACAGUGCCGAAAGCACAGAAACGAGCGUGUUAAUGAAGGCUCUAGAAAGAAGGGAAAGGGCCCGCAGAUUCUCUCACUUUACAAGCUGGAGACAGAAUUUGCAGAGGGUUUGGGCCCCCAAGCAGGCGAGAAAGGGCAAACCCACCGUGGAACCAUCUCACAGAUCGUCAAAGAAGAGGAGACGGCAUCUGUCUCGUAAGGACACGGUGUGCGAGACGCCGAUGGUGCGUGCUCGGAGUCAUUCGCUACGACAGGACGACGGCAGCGGAGGAACCAACGCACGACCUGGCAUUCCUUCGCUUUCCAAGGCUUUAUUUACCAGCGAGGAUUAUACAGAACCGGCGUGA
Molecule: messenger RNA, 3713 nt
Organism: Spirodela intermedia
Lineage: Eukaryota; Viridiplantae; Streptophyta; Magnoliopsida; Alismatales; Araceae
Source: the annotation of a GenBank genome assembly